AUGGAGAGUUGGACAUCGAUGAUUUGGACGUUUGGGGCGGUAUUGUUACUGUUAUUCGCACACUCCGAUGGGCAAGGCCAGAUUCAUCUGGCAUUGUUAGCUUCUGAACCUGAUGCGAGUAGGCAACCCCUCCCGAAAUGGAUCGUUCGCCAUGCUGGUCCAAUUGCACCCUUCCAUCAGAUUGGGGCAUAUGAGCCACCACCACAAGGCUGCAGGAUUGUUCAAGUUAACCGACUUCAGCGACAUGGCUCUCGUUAUCCGACAGCUAAGGUCAACAAAAGAAUUCAACGUGCUCUGCAAAAGAUUCGACAUGCUACCCACCUGCACGAAUCUUUAAGUUUCAUCACCAACUAUCAGUAUCACUUGAGUCAAGACUCAUUACUUCCUUUGGGUGCCCUAGAAAGCUUCAAAUCAGGGGUACAGUUUGCAUCGCGCUAUCAGAAACUAAUGAAUCCGGAACAGCUGCCGUUCAUGCGAGCAAGCUCAUCCCAACGAGUAGUAGAUAGCGCAAAGAAUUUUACUGCGGGACUUGCUUCCUGGCUUGGAAUAAAAAUCAACAAUAUUGAACCUCUCGUCAUCUCUGAAGACCCUCAGAGCAACAAUACUUUAGAUAACAAUUCGUGCCCGAAUCGGGAAUCCCGUGAUGAAAAACAUCAAUGGUUAGAAAUCUUCGGGAAACAAGUCACCGAGAGAUUGAAUUUGCUGGCCACAGACGCUCACUUGAAUAAUCAAGAUACCUUGGCACUUAUGCAGCUUUGCAUAUUUGAUUCACUAGCUGAUAGGAAACUUAGCAGAUUUUGUGGAAUUUUCGAGAAUCUUGAUUGGGCCGGAUAUGGUUACUAUUAUGACUUGGAAAAAUAUUACGAUCAUGGUCUAGGAAAUCGACUAGGCCAAGCUGAAGGAAUAGGCUACGUAGCUGAGCUCAUUGCCCGCUUGACUGGUGAUAGAAAGUGGGUGAAACACGACGAGUCUAAGGUUAAUCAAACCCUUGAUCAAUCAUCGACUACUUUUCCUUUGGACCAGAGUGGUUACGUAGAUUUUUCGCAUGAUAACCAGAUGAUUGGUAUCCUCGCUGCCCUGGGGCUGCAAGUCCAUGAACCACUUCCGGGAACAGGACCGCCCCCAUCCGAUAAAAUCUGGGAUGUCAGUAAAUGGAUGCCAUUUUCCAGUCGAUUAACUACCGAGAAGAUGAUUUGUGGCCAUCAAAACAAACAAUUUGUUAGGUUUGUGCUGAAUGAUGUGAUAUUGAUUCCACCCUGUAAAACUAGUGAUAAGCAUUUAAUGCUUGAGCAAAGUCCUUUCAUUUGUCCUCUUGAUCAAUUUAUUGAGUCCAGAAGAGGCUUACUCAUACGUGCUAAGAAUCUUCAUGAACAAUGCUUCCGGGAAGAGCCGCAAUAA
Messenger RNA from Puccinia triticina, 1398 nucleotides. RefSeq lists its product as uncharacterized. Bases 1 to 1398 code for a protein of 465 amino acids. Lineage: Eukaryota; Fungi; Basidiomycota; Pucciniomycetes; Pucciniales; Pucciniaceae. The transcript has 14 exons. The record is from RefSeq and is a predicted model, not a curated record. Gene Ontology annotation, molecular function: acid phosphatase activity.